AUGACCACCCGACGUAUGCCCCGCCUCUCCCCUGCGGUGUCCAUACGAAUAUUCGUACCUGAUAUUUGCCGUUGUGCCCAGCGUGGCUACAAGCUGACAGCAAACUUUGGCCAGAAUGUCCUUGUGGUUUGCUACCAUUUCGACGAUGUGACGCAUUUUCUUUCAUUUGUUCAUGGUUACGAAAUCAUUUGUUUUUGUUUGGAUGUGUUGGCCGAAGUUCUUUCUUUUCCUCACACUUUUUCUUACUUUUUCUUUCGCUUUUUCUCUUAUUUUUCUUUCUCUCUUUCUUUUCUCUUUCUUUCUUUUUUCCUUCUUUAUUUCUUCCGCCUUUCACUUCCAUUUUUUCAUUCUUUCUGCUCUUUCUUUUGCACUCUCUCGCAUUAUCUCUCCUUCUUUCUUUCUCUCGCUUUUUUUUUAUUUUUCUCUCUUUCUUUCUCUCUCUUUGUUUCUUACUUUCAUAUUUAUUUAUUUCUCUCAGCUUUUUGUUUCUUUCUACUUUCUUUUCCUUCUCUCCACUUUUUCUUUCUUUCUUUCAGCUUUACUUACCAUUUACUUUUUUUUAAUAUUUUUCUCUUGUUAUUUUUCAUUCUUCAUUUAACAUACUGUUUUUUUUUCUUUUACUCUUCAUUCAUACUUUCUUUCGUCAUUUCUAUUCUUCCUUUCCCUCUUUUUUCUACUCAUUCUUCAUCAUCAUCUUCCAUUUUCCUGUUAUUCUUACUAUGUCUCAUUCGUUAUUUAUUCAAUAUUAUUUUGGUAUUGUUUGUCAGUUUAUUCUAUGGUUUCGUCUUUUGUCUUUUGUUUUCUUCUCUCCUGCUUGCAUUGGUUUUUUUAUUCUUUCUUUUCACUGUUUUCUCUUUAAUUUCUCUGUUUACACCCCCCCUUCCACAACUUGACUUCCAAUCUUUUUAA
Messenger RNA from Acanthosepion pharaonis, 909 nucleotides. The record is from the annotation of a GenBank genome assembly. Lineage: Eukaryota; Metazoa; Mollusca; Cephalopoda; Sepiida; Sepiidae.